Molecule: messenger RNA, 519 nt
Organism: Zingiber officinale
Lineage: Eukaryota; Viridiplantae; Streptophyta; Magnoliopsida; Zingiberales; Zingiberaceae
Product: arabinogalactan protein 13-like
Exons: 1
Coding region: 114-317 (67 amino acids)
Source: RefSeq, a predicted model, not a curated record
CUCAUCAUUCCUUUCAUUGCUACUUCUUCUAUUUAAACACCCUCCCUUUCUUUCCUCCUCCAUCCACAUACCAACACGAUCCCUCCCUCCUCUGCCUCAGCAAUAUAAUAAUCAUGGAAGCUGCUCUCAAGCACAGGCUCUUCGCCAUUGUCGUGAUCGCUGUUGUCGUGGCCUCCUCGUUCGUCGAGAAGGCUGCCGCUGCGGAAGCUCCUGCACCUGGUCCUGCCUCCGGCGCUGGUCCCAUGGACUAUGUCUCUGUGCCCGCUGUUGCGCUGGCCGCCUUCUUCGCCCUCCGCUUUGGUUACUUCGUCUUCUAACAAGUAAUUAAUCUCCUCUGCCACGUCGCGCGCAUGCAUCUGCAUGGUCACCGCAUGCGUUCGUUCGUUGACGAAAGAGAGAUGAGCGUCAUUGUAAGCAUAAGAUUGUUAUGUAUUAAUCUGGUCUCGGUGAUUUGAUUUGUAAGAAUAUUGUUUACUGUAAUCUAGAAAGUUUUAAAAUAUAAUAAUUGUCUUCCAUAUU